GCCCCCAGGCCAUGGACAGCCAGAAGCAGUUCAGCGGUCCAGAAAUCCAGUUCCUGCUUUCGUGCUCCGAAGCGGAUGAGAACGAAAUGAUCAACUGCGAGGAGUUCGCCAACCGCUUCCAGGAGCCAGCACGCGACAUCGGCUUCAAUGUGGCGGUGCUGCUGACCAACCUGUCGGAGCAUGUGCCGCAUGACCCUCGCCUGCACAACUUCCUGGAGCUGGCCGAGAGCAUUCUUGAGUACUUCCGCCCCUACCUGGGCCGCAUCGAGAUCAUGGGCGCCUCGCGCCGCAUCGAGCGCAUCUACUUCGAGAUCUCAGAGACCAACCGCGCCCAGUGGGAGAUGCCCCAGGUGAAGGAGUCCAAGCGCCAGUUCAUCUUCGACGUGGUGAACGAGGGCGGCGAGGCUGAGAAGAUGGAGCUCUUCGUGAGUUUCUGCGAGGACACCAUCUUCGAGAUGCAGAUCGCCGCGCAGAUCUCGGAGCCCGAGGGCGAGCCGGAGACCGACGCGGACGAGGGCGCGGCGGAGGCGGGCGCGGAGGGCGCGGAGGAGGGCGCGGAAGGGCCCGAGGGCACAGCGGCCACGGCGGCAGCUGGGGCGACGGCGCGGGUGGUGGCGGCCGCAGGCCGGGCCCUGCGCGGCCUCAGCUACCGCAGCCUGCGGCGGCGCGUGCGGCGGCUGCGGCGGCUCACGGCCCGCGAGGCGGCCACCGCGGUGGCGGCGCUGCUCUGGGCAGCAGUGACGCGCGCUGGGGCCGCUGGCGCGGGGGCGGCAGCGGGCGCGCUGAGCCUGCUCUGGGGCUCGCUGUUCGGCGGCGGCCUGGUGGAGGGCGCCAAGAAAGUGACGGUGACCGAGCUCCUGGCGGGCAUGCCCGACCCCACCAGCGACGAGGUGCACGGCGAGCAGCCGGCCGGGCCGGGCGGAGACGCAGACGGCGAGGGUGCCAGCGAGGGCGCAGGAGACGCCGCGGAGGGCGCUGGAGACGAGGAGGCGGCGGUGCACGCGGCCGGGCCGGGCGGCGCCGACGGGGCGGUGGCCGUGACCGAUGGGGGCCCCUUCCGGCCUGAAGGGGCUGGCGGUCUCGGGGACAUGGGGGACACGACGCCUGCGGAACCGCCCACGCCCGAGGGCUCUCCCAUCCUCAAGAGGAAGUUGGGGGUGGAUGGAGUGGAGGAGGAGCUUCCACCAGAGCCAGAGCCGGAACCCGAGCUGGAGCCGGAGAAAGCCGAUGCCGAGAAUGGGGAGAAGGAAGAAAUUCCUGAGCCCCCACCAGAGCCCCCCAAGAAGCAAGCACCUCCCUCACCCCCUCCAAAGAAGGAAGAAGCUGGGGGCGAAUUCUGGGGAGAACUGGAGGUGCAGAGGGUGAAGUUCCUGAACUACCUGUCCCGGAACUUUUACACCCUGCGGUUCCUUGCCCUCUUCUUGGCAUUUGCCAUCAACUUCAUCUUGCUGUUUUAUAAGGUCUCAGACUCUCCACCAGGGGAGGAAGACAUGGAAGGCUCAGCUGCUGGGGAUGUGUCAGGUGCAGGCUCUGGUGGCGGCUCUGGCUGGGGCUUGGGGGCCGGAGAGGAGGCAGAGGGCGAUGAGGAUGAGAACAUGGUGUACUACUUCCUGGAGGAGAGCACAGGCUACAUGGAGCCCGCCCUGCGGUGUCUGAGCCUCCUGCAUACACUGGUGGCCUUUCUCUGCAUCAUUGGCUAUAACUGUCUCAAGGUGCCCCUGGUAAUCUUUAAGCGGGAGAAGGAGCUGGCCCGGAAGCUGGAGUUUGACGGCCUAUACAUCACGGAGCAGCCUGAGGACGAUGACGUGAAGGGGCAGUGGGACCGACUGGUGCUCAACACGCCGUCUUUCCCCAGCAACUACUGGGACAAGUUUGUCAAGCGCAAGGUCCUGGAUAAACAUGGGGACAUCUACGGGCGGGAGCGGAUUGCUGAGCUACUGGGCAUGGACCUGGCCACACUAGAGAUCACCGCCCACAAUGAGCGCAAGCCCGACCCACCGCCAGGGCUGCUGACCUGGCUCAUGUCCAUCGAUGUCAAGUACCAGAUCUGGAAGUUCGGGGUCAUCUUCACAGACAACUCCUUCCUGUACCUGGGCUGGUAUAUGGUGAUGUCCCUCUUGGGACACUACAACAACUUCUUCUUUGCUGCCCAUCUCCUGGACAUCGCCAUGGGGGUCAAGACGCUGCGCACCAUCCUCUCCUCCGUCACCCACAAUGGGAAACAGCUGGUGAUGACUGUGGGCCUUCUGGCGGUGGUCGUCUACCUGUACACCGUGGUGGCCUUCAACUUCUUCCGCAAGUUCUACAACAAGAGCGAGGAUGAGGAUGAACCUGACAUGAAGUGUGAUGACAUGAUGACGUGUUACCUGUUUCACAUGUACGUGGGUGUCCGGGCUGGCGGAGGCAUUGGGGACGAGAUCGAGGACCCCGCGGGUGACGAAUACGAGCUCUACAGGGUGGUCUUCGACAUCACCUUCUUCUUCUUCGUCAUCGUCAUCCUGCUGGCCAUCAUCCAGGGUCUGAUCAUCGACGCUUUUGGUGAGCUCCGAGACCAACAGGAGCAAGUGAAGGAGGAUAUGGAGACCAAGUGCUUCAUCUGCGGAAUCGGCAGCGACUACUUUGAUACGACACCGCAUGGCUUUGAGACUCACACGCUGGAGGAGCACAACCUGGCCAAUUACAUGUUUUUCCUGAUGUACCUGAUAAACAAGGAUGAGACAGAACACACGGGUCAGGAGUCUUAUGUCUGGAAGAUGUACCAAGAGAGAUGUUGGGACUUCUUCCCAGCUGGCGAUUGUUUCCGCAAGCAGUACGAGGACCAGCUUAGCUGACACACCCCCAGCUGGCCCUCCACCCCCAUCUCAAGUGCCUUAUUCUCACAGCAAGCCCCUUAGUCCCCACGCCCCUCCCCCUAAGGCAGCUGGAGGAGAGGUGACCUAGUACUGGACAAUAAAUCUGUGCUACGCCCCCCAGCA
Messenger RNA from Nomascus leucogenys (northern white-cheeked gibbon), 2975 nucleotides. Its product is annotated as ryanodine receptor 1-like. The transcript is spliced from 17 exons. Gene Ontology annotation, molecular function: ryanodine-sensitive calcium-release channel activity. Gene Ontology annotation, biological process: transmembrane transport; calcium ion transport; intracellular calcium ion homeostasis. Gene Ontology annotation, cellular component: calcium channel complex; smooth endoplasmic reticulum; sarcoplasmic reticulum membrane. NCBI's taxonomy places the organism in Eukaryota, Metazoa, Chordata, Mammalia, Primates, Hylobatidae. The record is from RefSeq and is a predicted model, not a curated record. Bases 12 to 2831 code for a protein of 939 amino acids.